CGGCCGCCUGACUUCCGGGAGUGCGGGGCGGGGCGCUGCCAGCGCGGGGGCUGCUGCAGCCGCGGGGCGAGCGGGUGCGGGCGGGGGCGGCGGUGGGCUCGGCCCCGGCUUUGAGCAGCCAUGGGGGCGCCGGCGCGGCUCCUGCGCGCCGUGAUCAUGGGGGCCCCGGGCUCGGGCAAAGGCACCGUGUCGUCGCGCAUCAUCAAGCACUUCGAGCUGAAGCACCUCUCCAGCGGGGAUCUGCUCCGAGACAACAUGCUUCGGGGCACAGAAAUUGGUGUCUUAGCUAAGACCUUCAUUGACCAAGGGAAGCUUAUCCCAGAUGAUGUCAUGACACGGCUGGUUCUUCAUGAGAUGAAAAAUCUUGCCCAGUAUAACUGGCUCUUGGAUGGUUUUCCAAGGACACUUCCACAGGCAGAGGUCUUGGAUAAAACUUACCAGGUAGGAACAGUGAUUAAUCUAAAUGUGCCUUUUGAGGUCAUCAAACAGCGCCUCACUGCCCGCUGGAUUCACCCAGCCAGUGGCCGAGUCUACAACAUGGAAUUCAACCCUCCGAAAACUCUGGGCAUUGAUGAUCUGACGGGAGAGCCUCUCGUUCAGCGUGAGGAUGACCGACCAGAGACUGUUAUCAAGAGACUGAAGACCUAUCAAGCCCAAACAGAGCCAGUCCUGGAAUACUACCAGAAAAAAGGAGUGUUGGAAACAUUCUCUGGAACAGAAACCAACAAAAUCUGGCCACAUGUAUACACUUUCCUACAAACAAAAGUCCCACAAAUAAACUGGAAAGCAUCAGUUACUCCAUGAGCAAAAAUGUAUGAGUAAGAUGAGAAGCUCUUUGUCUAAGAUUAUGGCUUGUAUGGAUGCUUUGGAAAUUGGUUUCAUGUCUACUGAUCUUAUUGUGGAAACUAAGACUGUGCCAAGUGAGUCAGUUACUAAGAUUUAGCUUUUUAAAUCAUCUUAUGUUUUACACAUAAACGCUUAUGGGUGUACAAUUAAAAAAAAAUCAGAUGUCUUAACUCUGCAAGUUUUCUAGAGCAUAAUUAAAAGAUCAUUAGUACUCUCUUUUGGCCAAAGAGUCAAUGUUAGACAAAAUUCCAUUAGUCCUGGAAAAGUAAAGAAAUUCCAUGUCAUUUGGGAAGGAAUCUCAACAGAAGCUUCUGUGUCCGCUAGUGCCAAAAUCUCUAGCACCACUAUGAGCCAGAGCUAAGCAGGGCAUAGGUUAAAAGGAGAGAAAGAAGAGAAACAAACAAACAAAAACUGAUGCCGAAAGAAUUUAUUGCUAACAUUGUAGUACAAUUUUGAGACAUCACGGCUAGAAAUUUUCAGGAAAAAGCAACUGGAUUUAUAAAUCACUUGCAAGAUGUAAAUUCACUGCUGCCUUUACACUAAAAUACUUAACUCAAGUGGGAGGGUGCCUGCUGUGUCUGUCAGGCGUGUGGCUCAUGUCCAAGCACCAGCAUUAUAUGGGAAUACUCUAAAAAAAAUAGUUGAACCAGAACAGUGAAGCCUGGGCAAACAACAAAAAAGAUUAAAAAUUAAAAGUUGAAAAGGUACUAGAUAGCCAUAUCUAUAAAAUAAAAUAUAGCAUAAAAGCCUGUCAAAUAGCAAAAAGGAUAAAAUUACUUUCACAUGACUUUUCCCUUGAAAACUCAUAUAUGCCAGUAUUUAUAAAUUCAUGCAAGAGUAUCAAAGCUGAAUCCUCACAGGCAAGUUUAUUUGAAGUCAUGCUUUCUGAUGUAACUCAUGUUGAGAAAUGUUUACUCUGGGAUGCAGUUAAUCUCUUUUUAAGCAAUGUGUGUAACCUCCCUUGAUUAAUUGAAUCAUAAAUUAAUAUACAAGGGAAGAAAAAAAAAGGAAAUUCAUAGCACUGUAUAGAGUGAGCAUUAGAAAACAGAUCAGGCAUGCAUGAAGAACAUUACCAUGUCUUAAAUCUUAAUUAGUAAACAAGGAAAGCAAAUGAACAGGAUUUACAUGACAGGCUACAUAGGACCUGCAAAGCAAGUGAGUUUUUAUUCUCAAAUAAAGAUGUGGACAUUUGCUAA
Messenger RNA from Erinaceus europaeus (western European hedgehog), 2042 nucleotides. RefSeq names its product adenylate kinase 3 (gene AK3). Gene Ontology annotation, molecular function: ATP binding; AMP kinase activity. The transcript is spliced from 5 exons. The record is from RefSeq and is a predicted model, not a curated record. Gene Ontology annotation, biological process: nucleobase-containing compound metabolic process. Gene Ontology annotation, cellular component: cytoplasm; mitochondrion. NCBI's taxonomy places the organism in Eukaryota, Metazoa, Chordata, Mammalia, Eulipotyphla, Erinaceidae. The coding region runs from base 121 to 804 and encodes 227 amino acids.